This is a messenger RNA of Lepisosteus oculatus (spotted gar), 1659 nucleotides long. RefSeq lists its product as uncharacterized. Gene Ontology annotation, molecular function: zinc ion binding; double-stranded RNA binding; single-stranded RNA binding. Gene Ontology annotation, cellular component: precatalytic spliceosome. NCBI's taxonomy places the organism in Eukaryota, Metazoa, Chordata, Actinopteri, Semionotiformes, Lepisosteidae. The record is from RefSeq and is a predicted model, not a curated record.
CGUAAAAGUUCUUUAAUUUCAAAACCGGAAGCGGAAGUUUUUCCUUGCUGAAAGAUUUUUUUUGGGCCGGAUUGAGAGUGUUACCUAUUUUUCAUACUUUAGAAUGGAUGUGGAUGUGAAGAGCAGUGUGGUAAAUAAAAAGCCUAACAAAGAAGCACAUUUCUGUAAGUUAUGCCUUAUAUACUGCACAUCAGCCCAGGCCUUGCAGGAGCAUUGCAGGGGCGCUAAACACCAGAAGAAAAAACAGCAGCUCGGUGAACCAGGCUCCACGCGCCCAGGAGUAAAUGUGAAGUCUCUCCUGGACAAGAUAUUAGUGACCUGCACUGAACCCAUAAUAGGCCUGCAGUAUGUGUGGGAAUACCGUAGUCCCAGCAGGACUGUGCAGCCGCAUUACCAGUGCAGGCUGUGCAAGGUGCAAGUUCUGAAGAGCGAGAUUAUAGCACACAUUAAAGGCUGGAAGCACUGCUACAGGUAUAUGAAAAAGGUGCACCCUGACAUGGUCCCGUUUGAAGAAGACAAAGCAGUGGAAGAUCCUAUGGUUCGCAAGACCAUUAAAGAAUCUGCUGGCGAAGUGGAGAAAGCUGAAGGAAGGGGGAAAAUCAAGGUCCUAAUGAAGGAACCAAGUGAGGUGGCAGCUUUCCAGGGAAUGCUUUCUGCCGUGAAGCCAAGGUCAGCCAGACUGGGAGGCCAAAAUCAAGGGGAAAGAUACCCUCCUGCUUUUCCAGACCAGGGGUAUCCUGCUGAAAACCCUCAAGGAAUCUUUCCUGACUUUCCUGGGAGAAUGUAUUCGAAUGAUAUGCCAAUGGGAAAUGAUGAUUUUCCGAUGAGGGGGCAUCUGGGCGACAUGCCCCUUGGGGGGUACCCCGGUGAUGGACGGAUGUAUGAGAGCGAUCUUCCUUCACGGGAGCUCGGCGCUGGCCCCCAGCAGCGCUACUGUGACGAUUUCUCCAGCGGCGGGCGGUGUCCUGAAGGAGGCCCUCCGCUGGACAAGAGAGUGAGAAACGAUUAUGAAGCCAGGCCCUCCAACAUCAUGAGGAGGGAAUUCGAGAGCUUUGCUGGCAGGAGACCAGAGGGCAUGCAUUUUUCUCAGAAUGAAGGCCCCUACUCAAGAGCCUCUGAGAAGAAUAUUCCAGCUACUCUUUUUGAAUGUCUGGAGAACUUUCGUAUCGAAACCGAAUCUGAUGCGCAGAUCGUCUUGAAAGUGACCCAGAAGCUGACUGAUGUGCUGAUGGAAUACAGGCUGAGGACUAUGUCCGCGAUGGCAAGCAGCAAGCAGUCCUCGGGUCCUGGAGAGUAUCCAUCCUCAAGAGUGGCUGGCAUGGACAGAUACACAGGUCACAAAUGCCUAUGAAGAUCGUGGCACGUACUCCCCUGUGUGUCAGCAGCUCAUCCAGGAGAUUAACACUAAGACCUGCUGGAGUUCAAUCUCAGAAAAUGAGGGGAGACUGAAGACUGGCUGCCACUGUUCUCUUUCUUAAUACAUUUAUUGUUACAUCUUUUGUUCUUUUUUAUUGUUUUUUAACUAAUUGUUCGUGGUCUGUUUUAUGACUUGGUAAAAUGCUACUUUGUGCUGGUAAAUAUUUUUUGUCAACAUUAAGUUCUUGUUAGUGAUUAUUUCAGCACAGGUAUUGAUAAAUAAAAGUUUUGCCUUUCCCCUUG